GCCCAGCGUGAGUCCUGUCGGCCCCAGAGAGCGGCCAGCUGCGUCCCGCCCUUCGGCCUGGUUUCGUCCCGGGCUCUGACCCGGCGCGGGGCCUUUACCCCCGCCUGCUCUCAGCUCAGCCACCGGGGUUGCAAGUGUAGAUGCUGCACCAGCCUGCGCCCGCCGCCAGCCAGCCGCUGAGGCUCAGUCCCUUACCCUCGGACUGAGAGUGAUGCAGUCAGAGGCAGGCUCAAUAGCCCUUAAACUCAGCUCUCCGUUGAAGAUCCCUCUCAGUCAUGUCAGUGUAAAGCUUGGAGGAAAUGAUUGUUGCCAAACCAGGGAAAACACCAAUUCAGUUGUUACAUGAAUAUGGCACGAAGGCUGGUAUCACUCCUGAGUACAAGUUUGAGAAGGCUGAAGGACAAGUACAUCUUCCAAGUUUCACCUUUAAAGUCACAGUAGGUGAAAUAACAGGCACAGGUGAAGGUCAUAGCAAGAAGAUUGCAAAACACAGAGCUGCAGAAGCUGCCUUGAACGUUUUGAAAGGAAAUCCAAGUAUUGGUCUUUCAGUGCCAGACUCCAUAGUUCCAGAUUCUCCAAAGCAACCACAAAAUCAAACCAAUCCUAUAGGUACAUUACAGGAACUGGCUGUUCAGAAGGGAUGGAGACUUCCAGAAUAUUCACUUGCGCAUGAGUCGGGGCCUCCUCACAAGCGGGAGUUUACAAUGACUUGCAGAAUAGAAACAUUUGUAGAAACUGGGACUGGGACAUCUAAGAAACUAGCAAAGCGAAAUGCUGCUGAAAAAUUACUUGCCAAAUUCCACAGUUUCCCUCCAGAUAGCAUCAAUAUUUCCUUAGGAAAUGAAGUGGGAAAUAAUUUAGGAUGCACAUGGGAUGCCUUAAGGAACUCAUCAGAAGAAAAAAUUACCUUGCUGAAGAGAAGUCCACUCAGUAUUCCUAAUACAGACUAUGUCCAACUGCUUGGAGAAGUUGCAGAAGAACAAGGUUUUGUUAUAACAUAUUUGAAUAUAGAAGAGCUGAGCGUGAAUGGACAGUACCAAUGUCUUGCUGAACUCUCAACCAAUCCAGUCACAGUUUGCCAUGGUACUGGGAUUUCUUGGGGCAGUGCUCACAACGAUGCUGCUCACAAUGCAUUACAGUAUUUAAAGAUCAUGGCUGGAAGAAAAUAAACUAGAAAUAGAAAAAAAUCUUUUGAUAAAGAUUUAACUUAAAAGAUAUUUCCAAAGUUGGAUGCUUUCCCAUAUAUGUAGUUCAAAUUAAUUUUGGGCUAUUUUUAAGUCACUCCACAAACACCAUUUUAAUUAUGCAUUGCUUUGAAUUGAGUCAGUCAUAAGGUUUUCAUUUUGGAUUGGUUUACUGUAUUUAGCUCUCAGUAUUGUAAAGCAGUGAGGACAUUAAAUUACUGCUUGCAUACUUACUGAAGCAUAAAUGCUCCCUUAUGGAAAACCUGUAGGGAGAAUUAUAAAUUUGAUACCAGAGUUCGAGAACACAGACAUCAAAGAUGGUAGCUAUAGGAAGACCAAUCCUACAGUGUCCUGAGUACCCCCUAAACACCAUAGUUUUCAGUGGGAGUUGGGGAUGGUCUGUUCUUUGCGGGGGCAGCCCUUUGAAGAGCAUAUUCUGUUGCUGUUUAUAGCCCAAUGGAAAUGUUUUUGAUUAUAUGCUUUGGUAUCAUAGAAUAUCAGGGUUGGAAGGGAUCUCAGGAGGUCAUCUAGUCCAACCACCUGCUCAAAGCAGGACCAAUCCCCAACUAAAUCCCCAAAUGGCCCCCUCAAGGAUUGAACUCACAAGCCUGGGUUUAGCAGGCCAAUGCUCAAACCACUGAGCUAUAAAAGAUGGGCAUGGUGUUUUAUGAAUGUUCCCAUUUUAUUUUAUUUUUAUUGUGUGUGAAUGGUGGCCUUUUAAACCCAUUAUCUGAGAUUGGAACUUGAAAGCAAUGUAAUGGCUACAGAAACAUCACUGCCCUCUUUUAAUAAAGAUAUCUAUAAAUGUCAUUAGCUGUUCUUUAAUAAAUUAAGGUUAACUCCUGUAA
Messenger RNA from Emys orbicularis (European pond turtle), 2032 nucleotides. RefSeq names its product protein activator of interferon induced protein kinase EIF2AK2 (gene PRKRA). NCBI's taxonomy places the organism in Eukaryota, Metazoa, Chordata, Testudines, Emydidae. Gene Ontology annotation, biological process: siRNA processing; regulation of regulatory ncRNA processing. The coding region runs from base 300 to 1169 and encodes 289 amino acids. Gene Ontology annotation, cellular component: RISC-loading complex; nucleus; cytoplasm. The transcript has 8 exons. The record is from RefSeq and is a predicted model, not a curated record. Gene Ontology annotation, molecular function: double-stranded RNA binding; siRNA binding.